Molecule: messenger RNA, 870 nt
Organism: Setaria italica (foxtail millet)
Lineage: Eukaryota; Viridiplantae; Streptophyta; Magnoliopsida; Poales; Poaceae
Product: basic blue protein
Exons: 2
Coding region: 172-702 (176 amino acids)
Cellular component (GO): plasma membrane
Molecular function (GO): electron transfer activity
Source: RefSeq, a predicted model, not a curated record
AAACCCACGCCAAACGAUCAUUGAUCCAUGUGUCCGUAGGCCGAUUUGAUCCAUCCACUGUCAUUAGGGAGUGUGUGAACCAUGGACUAACAAGUCCUAGACUAACUUUAUAUAUACAUGCAGAUGUAGAGCCAGUGAACCAGUUCAUUGACUGUCCUCCAUCAUUUGUAUAUGGGGACGAGGGCUCUUGUUCCUGCGGCGGCGAUGGCGGCGCUUGUGGCGGUGUCCGCCGUGAUGGAGGCGGCGGCGGCGGCGACGACGUACACGGUGGGUGCGCCGGACGGGCUGUGGGACAUGCAGACCGACUAUGCCCAGUGGGUCAAGACCAGGACCUUCCACCCCGGCGACAAGAUCAUGUUCACGUACUCGCCGGAGCUGCACGACGUGGUGGAGGUGACCAAGGCGGGGUACGACGCCUGCUCCAGCGCCAACAACAUCUCCGCCUUCCGCUCCGGCAACGACGUCGUCGCCCUCGCCGACGUCGGCACCCGCUACUUCCUCUGCGGCCUCACGGGCCACUGCGACAGCGGCAUGAAGAUCCGGAUCGACGUCGUCGCCGCCGCCGCGCCUGGCCCAGCCGCCGCCGCCGCCGGGCCGUCCUCCUCCUCCGCGUCCAGGGCCGCGGCGGCCUCUUCCGCCGGGAUCGCCGCCGCCUGCUUGCUCCUGCAGCACGCCGUCGUCAUCGCGCGGCUGCUUUGGUAGCCAUACCCAUAGCUUGUUUGUUAGACGCGUCUUAAUAUUGUGCUUAGACGUUUGGUGUUGCUAUACAUUGCGUACUUAAUUGUGUACGUAGUUUUGUUUUAGCCUGUACACUUUCGUUAUUUCAAUACCUUGGGGUACUUAUAAUAAUACUGUUAUUCGUUUAUUCAA